AUGACGGCCGCGGAGGUGUCAACAUCGUCGCACCUACGUGAUCGCUCCUCAGGCUUGGUUGGGGAUCAACCAGGCACUCCCGAAUGGAACAAACGGACGGCAACACGUGCAAUGCUUCGCGCCGUGGACUUUCAAGACGAGGACUUUGGUAAGCCGAUUAUCACCCUCGCAUGUACUCAUACGAAUGCCACACCGUGUAACGCACACAUGAAUGAGCUUGGCGAAGCCUUACAAAAGGAGGUUGAGUCCAUCGGGGGAAAGGCGUUUGUGUUUGGUACCCCAGUCAUUAGCGACGGAGAAACGAUGGGCACAUUGGGUAUGAGGUACUCACUUGUGUCUAGGGAUCUCAUCGCCGAUUGUAUUGAGACUAUGCACGAAGGGUACCUCGCAGAUGGUAUGAUCACUCUAGGUGGUUGUGACAAGAGCAUUCCUGGUGCACUAAUGCCUAUCCUUCGGAAUGACUCAAUUGGGGUCAUGCUUUACGGCGGAAGUAUUCUCCCCGGUCAUUUAGAUGGCAAGGACUUGACCGUUAUUUCUUCGUUUGAAGCAAUUGGCGCCAGAGGUGCUGGGAAGAUUGAUGAUAAGGAGCUUGGCCGCGUCGAGCGCAACUCUUGCCCGGGUAGCGGUGCAUGCGGAGGGAUGUUUACGGCCAACACGAUGUCAUCGAUUAUCGAAGCCAUGGGCAUGUCUGUCCCAUACUCAGCUGCUCACACGGCUGUCGACGUGAACAAUCAGCUGAGUGUAGACAAACUAGAAGACUGCAAGAGGUCUGUCGAAGCACUUUUCACUUGUAUGGAACGCGGGAUCACGUCAAGACAAAUCUGCACGAAAAAGGCAUUUGAGAAUGGUAUCACUGUGUGUAUGGCGCUGGGGGGUAGUACGAACGCGGUACUGCACUGUUUAGCUCUGGCUCAUGAGGCAGAAGUGGACUUAACGAUUGACGACUUCAAUCGAAUUGGGGACCGGGUUCCGUUGAUAGGGGAUUUUAAACCAUCUGGGACGUAUGUGAUGGCCGAUCUAGAAAAGAUUGGGGGCAUACCUCUGGUGAUGAAAUAUCUUUUGGACCAAGGAAUGCUUCACGGUGAUUGUAUGACAGUGACUGGCAAGACGAUGGCAGAGAACCUGGCCGAAAUUCCGUCUGGGCUACCGAGUGGACAAACGAUCAUUCGGCACCUAGAAAAUCCGUAUGCACCGCCAGGGAAGCAUUUAGUGGUCAUGCGAGGAAACUUGGCUCCUGAUGGAGCCGUGAUCAAGCUCUCUGGGAAGGAAAUCUCGCAACAUCGCGGACCGGCUCGUGUGUUUGAGUCUGAGGAGAUGGCGAUGGAUGCCAUUCUUACGGGACAGAUCGUGGAAAAUGAUGUGGUGGUGAUCCGUCAGGAAGGACCAAAAGGGGGUCCUGGGAUGCGGGAAAUGCUGUCACCGUCAUCGGCGAUUAUGGGGGCAGGACUUGGAAAGACGGUAGCGUUGAUUACGGAUGGAAGAUUCUCUGGUGGGACUCAUGGGAUUGUGGUCGGCCACAUCGCACCGGAAGCUGCUGUUGGGGGACCGAUUGGGUUGGUGGAAGAGGGAGACAUUGUGGUAUUGGACGUGGACAAGAGGUUGUUAAAUGUUGAAGUUGGCGAGGCGGAGAUGGAAAGUCGGAGGCAGUCAUGGACUCCGUACGUUAAGUCGAAUCCACGCGGCGUGCUGAAGAAGUACCGACAGCUUGUGUCAUCCGCGAGUAAGGGAGCAGUGACGCACUGAAAGUUUUUAAACAAACAGGGGACUUGCGUUGUGCAGACGGUGGACUCAAAGCUUUUAUGAUAGACAACAGAUUAACGGUGAUGAAAAGACGGACAGCCCACCCAGGCGGAACUGGAACUCGUUUUGUCCGGAGUACGCCUUGUCUGUAUGGCGUUGUCCUUUUUUU
Molecule: messenger RNA, 1909 nt
Organism: Chondrus crispus (carragheen)
Lineage: Eukaryota; Rhodophyta; Florideophyceae; Gigartinales; Gigartinaceae
Product: dihydroxy-acid dehydratase
Exons: 2
Coding region: 1-1743 (580 amino acids)
Biological process (GO): branched-chain amino acid biosynthetic process
Molecular function (GO): dihydroxy-acid dehydratase activity
Source: RefSeq, a predicted model, not a curated record